AUGAACGUCAAGGUCAACGAUGUGAGCGUCACCGUGCCGCUGUCGCGUACUUUGCUUCAGCAUGUGAGCCUGUCAGUGCAAGCGGGUGAGAUGGUGGCCCUCAUGGGUCCAUCUGGAGCUGGCAAGACAACGCUGCUAAACUGCUUGGUAGGGCGCUGUGCCGGCACCAUUGAAGGGGACAUCAGCUACAAUGGGAAGCCUUUCAAAGAGAUGCGCAAUUCCGUAGGCUACGUCACCCAGGAGGACACCAUGUAUGAGACACUCACUCCCCGUGAGAAUCUGACAUUUGCAGCGGGCUUGAUUCUCUCGCAGCUAGGUGCGGAGGAGCGACAAUCGGCGGUGGAGGAGGUGAUAAUCAAGUUGAACCUACAGAAAUGCGCAGACACUGUGGUGGGAUCGCCAGGUCUUGUGCGAGGUAUCUCAGGUGGAGAACGCAAGCGCACCAACGUGGCCUUGUCUCUUCUGGGCAGGCCCUCUCUUCUCCUCUUGGAUGAGCCUACAAGUGGUCUUGAUAGCAAGAUGUCGGACUCACUGGUCCGGGAUCUGAAGGAGGUGGCGCUUGAAGGCUGCACUGUAAUCACUACAAUUCAUCAGCCUUCCGAAGUGGUAUUCAAUCGCUUCGACAAAGUACUCCUUCUCCUUACUGGACAGCUUGCAUACUAUGGUCCCAUCGCAGGUUUGCGUGCCUCAUUGCACGAUUUGGGCUUUCAAUGCCCGGACGGGGUACCCGUGCCCGAGCUGCUGCUGGAUGCUUUGGAGAAGCCAGACUCAACCGAGGAACAACAGCAACACCGGACAAGGCUUCAUCAACUGCGCCAGCUGACUCAAAGGGAUGCAGCUGAGUCUCGCACGACGGCAAUCUCAGCUAAUGAGGGCUCCCUGAAACCAUCCAGGGCUGGCGCAGGACAGCAACUGAAAGUUCUGCUCCAGAGGGAGCUGGUGAACUUAAGGCGUAGUAAAGUACUCACAAUUGUCAGAGCCGUGCAGUCCAUUGGGGCAUCUGCGCUUGUUGGGCUCAUUUUUCUGCAGCUGGAGCGCAACAUGUCUGGAAUUCAAACUCGGCUGUUCUCCAGUUUCCUCCUGGUUUUCACUCAGUUCAUGUUUGCCAUGCUGGGCGUUGUGAAUGCUUUCCCCGCAGAGAGAGCCGUCUUCCUACGUGAAAGCCAGGAUGGACUCUACCAUCCUGCGGCCUUUUACCUGGCAAAGGCCGUGCUUGAUACUGUCAUGCAGUGCCUCUUCCCCAUACUCGUUGUGGCAAUCAGCUACCCGAUGGUUGGCUUGAAUGCUGAAUCGAUGGACCGCGUCCUUCUCUUCUACGCAAUCAUUUGCAUCGUGUCCAACUGCGGUUCAGCAGUUGGCUUCAUGGUGUCAGCUGCGGUCCCCACGGUCAGUCUGGCAUUGUCCAUAGCACCUGGGCUUGUGAUGCCGCAGAUGCUGUUGUCUGGGAUCUUCAUCAAGGUGGAUGAGUUGCCGCAGCCAUUUAAUGCCCUGAGCUACCUCAUGGUUGCGAGGUAUGCGGUUCAAGCAACCGUGACAAACGAAUUCACUUGUGAAGAGAAAUCGACAUGUGAUCGGCUAGUGUGGCAACAGCAAUCAGGUGACAGCUGUGACACGUCUCCCUGUGACUUCUGCUGCACCGGUCAUGAAGUGCAAGGAGCUGGUGGGAUUUGCCCCGUGCUCACAUGUGCCGACGCGCACACCUUCCUGGGCAUGAAUGAAGCAUGGCCAUUGGGUAACGACAAUCAUGAGACCAUCCUGUACAACAUCAUGGCAUCGCUCGCUUUGUUGCUAUUCUUCCGGCUGCAAGGGCUAAACAUUCUGCUGAUGAGUCAUCGUCGCGCCACUGUUGGACGGUAUCUGCCAUGCAAUUGUGUGCCACAGGGCAAGGGCGUCAAGAAAGAUACGGAAUAA
Molecule: messenger RNA, 1911 nt
Organism: Symbiodinium pilosum
Lineage: Eukaryota; Dinophyceae; Suessiales; Symbiodiniaceae
Source: the annotation of a GenBank genome assembly